Pelobates cultripes (western spadefoot toad) is the source of this 390-nucleotide messenger RNA. The record is from the annotation of a GenBank genome assembly. NCBI's taxonomy places the organism in Eukaryota, Metazoa, Chordata, Amphibia, Anura, Pelobatidae.
AUGGCCACCCACUCUCAUACCCCUACCUCACCUGUCAGAAUUUACCAAAGAACACAGGGGUCUGUCACUGCAGCAGCGCUCCACGCUUCCCCACAAAGAGGUAAGUUUCAGCUGAGACAUGCUGGGCGAAACCCUAAUGCAGUGCCGAGACCUCAAGAACAGCAUCACCACCGAAGGUCUGAAAUACCUGUGCGCUACUAUAUGACUGGGCCACAGACCAGCAAGAGAAAUCCUCAUAUAUUCUGCUCACAGCCACAGGCGGCACAUACCCAGCGUGACAAGCAGAUGCCUGACGGCAUACUUCGGAACCAGGUCCUAUAUGUUGCUCGACGAAAGUGGUGUGGGGUGGCUGAGUUUGACUGUGCUCGGAUCGCACGUCACCAGCAAUGA